GAACUACCUCCCCCCUACACAGCCAUCACCAGUCCCGACCCAGGGGGGGUACCCAUCAUCAACUGCCGUGUGUGCCAGUCUCUCAUUAACCUGGAUGGCAAGCUGCAUCAGCAUGUGGUGAAGUGUACUGUGUGCAACGAGGCCACGGUAAGACUCACCUGCAAGUGUGUGUGUGUCUGUGUGUCUGUGUAAUCUGAGGGAAAUAUGUGUCGCUAAUAUGGUCAUACAUUUGGCAGGAAGUUAGGAAGUGCAGCUCAGUUUCCACCUCAUUUUGUGGGCAGAGUGCACAUAACCUGUCUUCUCUUGAGAGCCAGGUCUGCCUACGGCGGCCUUUCUCAAUAGCAAGGCUAUGCUCACUGAGUCUGUACAUAGUCAAAGAUUUCCUUAAUUUUGGGUCAGUCAUUCUGCCACUGUGUACUCUCUGUUUAGGGCCAAAUAGCAUUCUAGUUUGCUCUGUUUUUUUGUAAAUUCUUUCCAAUGUGUCAAGCAAUUAUCUUUUUGUUUUCUCAUGAUUUUUUUGGGUCUAAUUGUUUUGCUAUCCUGGGGCUCUGUGGGGUCUGUUGGUGUUUGUGAACAGAGCCCCAGGACCAGCUUGCUUAGGGGACUCUUCUCUAGGUUUAUCUCUCUGUAGGUGAUGGCUUUGUUAUGGAAGGUUUGGGAAUCACUUCCUUUUAGGUGGUUGUAGAAUUUAACUGCUCUUUUCUGGAUUUUGAUCAUUAGCGGGUAUCGGCCUAAUUCUGCUCUGCAUGCAUUAUUUGGUGUUUUAUGUUGUACACUGAGGAUAUUUUUGCAGAAUUCUGCAUGCAGAGUCUCAAUUUGGUGUUUGUCCCAUUUUGUGAAUUAUUGGUUGGUGAGUGGACCCCAGACAUCACAACCAUAAAGGGCAAUGGGUUCUAUAACUGAUUCAAGUAUUUUUAGCCAGAUCCUAAUUGGUAUGUCGAAUUUUAUGUUCCUUUUGAUGGCAUAGAAGGCCCUUCUUGGCUUGUCUCUCAGAUCGUUCACAGCUUUGUGGAAGUUACCUGUGGCGCUGAUGUUUAGGCCAAGGUAUGUAUAGUUUUUUGUGUGCUCUAGGACAACGGUGUCUAGAUGGAAUUUUUAUUUGUGGUCCUGGCAACUGAACCUUUUUUGGAACAUCAUUAUUUUUGUCUUACUGAGAUUUACUGUCGGGGCCCAGGUCUGACAGAAUCUGUGCUGAAGAUCUAGGUGCUGCUGUAGGCCCUCCUUGGUUGGGGACAGAAGCACCAGAUCAUCAGCAAACAGUAGACAUUUGACUUCAGAUUCUAGUAGGGUGAGGCCGGGUGCUGCAGACUGUUCUAGUGCCCUCGCCAAUUUGUUGAUAUAUAUGUUGAAGAGGGUGGGGCUUAAACUGCAUCCCUGUCUCACCCCACGGCCCUGUGGAAAGAAAUGUGUGUGUUUUUUGCCUAUUUUAACCGCACACUUGUUGUUUGUGUACAUGGAUUUUAUAAUGUCGUAUGUUUUUCCACCAACACCACUUUCCAUCAAUUUGUAUAGCAGACCCUCAUACCAAAUUGAGUCAAAAGCUUUUUUGAAAUCAACAAAGCAUGAGAAAACUUUGCCUUUGUUUUGGUUUGUUUGUUAGUCAGUUAGUGUGUUCAUGGUGAAUACAUGGUCUGUCGUACGGUAAUUUGGUAAAAAGCCAAUUUCACAUUUGCUCAGUCUGCUGUUAAUGAUAAUGCAAAGGAUUUUCCCAAGGUUGCUGUUGACGCAUAUCCCACGGUAGUUAUUGGGGUCAAAUUUGUCUCCACUUUUGUGGAUUGGGGUGAUCAGUCCUUGGUUCCAAAUAUUGGGGAAUAUGCCAGAGCCAAGGAUGAUGUUAAAGAGUUUAAGUAUAGCAAAUUGGAAUUUGUAGUCUGUAUAUUUUAUCAUUUCAUUGAGGAUACCAUCAACACCACAGGCCUUUUUGGGUUGGAAGGUUUGUAUUUUGUCCUGUAGUUCGUUCAAUGUAAUUUGAGAAUCCAGUGGGUUCUGGUAGUAUUUAAUAGUUGAUUCUAAGAUUUGUAUUUGAUCAUGUAUAUGUUUUUGCUGUUUGUUCUUUGUUAUAGGGCCAAAAGAUUGGAGAAGUGGUUUACCCAUACAUCUCCAUUUUGGAUAGAUAACUCUUUGUGUUGUUUGUUUAGUGUUUUCCAAUUUUCCCAGAAGUGGUUAGAGUCUAUGGAUGCUUCAAUAUCGAUAUUUCACGAAUUCACGAUAUUUGAGUGGAGAUUUUUAGAAAUGUUUGAUUGAUGGACAUAUUCGAGCAGAGCAGGGUUAUUUGCCCCCUUUCUAAUUGUCUCUACAUUUGCAUAUUUGUGAUACUGAAUGUUAUCAGAUCUUCAACCAAAACCUAAUAUUAGAUAAUGGGAACAUAAGUGAACAAAUAACACAACAAUUACAUAUUUAUUUCAUUUAUUUCAUAAACAAAGUUAUGCAACACCCAAUUCCCCUGUGUGAAAAAGUAAUUGCCCCCUUACACUCAAUAACUGGUUGUGCACCUUUAGCUGCAAUGACUCCAACCAAAUGCUUCCUGUAGUUGUUGAUCAGUCUCUCACGUCGCUGUGGAAGAACUUUUGCCCACUCUUCCAUGCAGAACUGCUUUAACUCAGUGACGUGUGGGUUUUCAAGCAUGAACUGCUCGUUUCAAGUCCUGCCACAACAUCUCAAUUGGGAUUAGGUCUGGACUUUGACUAGGCCAUUCCAAAACUUCAAAUUUGUUGCUUUUUAGCAAUUUUCAUGUAGACUUGAUAGUGUGUUUUGGAUCAUUGUCUUGCUGCAUGACCCAGCUGCGCUUCAGCUUCAGCUCACAGACGGAUGGUCUGACAUUCUCCUGUAGAAUUCUCUGAUACAGAGCAGAAUUCAUGGUUCCUUCUAUUAAGGCAAGUCGUCCAGGUCCUGAGGCAGCAAAGCAUCCCCAAACCAUCACACCACCACCACCAUGCUUGACCUUUGGUAUGAUGUUCUUACUGUGGAAUGCAGUGUUUGGUUUUCACCAGGCAUAAUGGGACCCAUCUUGUCCAAAAAGUUGACUCAAGUUUGCCAAAAAGCACCUGGAUGAUCAUCAAGACUCUUGGAAGAACGUUCUAUGGACAGAUGAUUCAAAAAUAUUACUUUUUGGACGACAUGGUUCCAGUAAUGCCUGGCGAAAACCAAACUCUGCAUUCCACAGUAAGAACAUAAUAAGCCAACACACAGCAAACUACCAGAUACCAUUAAUUAAACAACCAUUAUUUCAUUGUACUGCAGUUUUAUUGCAUUUUAACGGCAGUGAUUUUUUAAAAGGGUAUCCUGUAUUAUUGUGUUAUGGAAGUGAAUGUGCACUUUUCAAUUGGGUGGAAUGCAACUACAAAAAACACUGCCAUAGCCUGUAGUAAAAGCAAAAGCAUUUAUAGCAUCGGAGAUUAUCUAAAUUACGGACCAUCUCCGAUGCUAUAGGACCGCAGAGAGCUUUUAAUGCAAAUUUGAUGACUUUGGUCCUCUGUAGUUUAAUUGGUAGAGCAUGGUGCUUGUAACGCCAGGGUAGUGGGUUCGAUCCCCGGGACCACCCAUACGUAAAAAUGUAUGCACACAUGACUGUAAUUCGCUUUGGAUAAAAGCGUCUGCUAAAUGGCAUAUUAUUAUUAUUAUUAUUAUUAUUACAUUUACAUUUACGUCAUUUAGCAGACGCUCUUAUCCAGAGCGACUUACAAAUUGGUGCAUUCACCUUAUAGCCAGUGGGAUAACCACUUUACAAUGUUUUUUUUUUUUUUUUUUGGUUGGGUAAGGGGGGGGGUAGAAGGAUUACCGCUGUCCUGGCGUCGUGAGGGAGCUUGUUCCACCAUUGGGGUGCCAGAGCAGCGAACAGUUUUGACUGGGCUGAGCGGGAACUCUGCUUCCGCAGAGGUAGGGGAGCCAGCAGGCCAGAGGUGGAUGAACGCAAUGCCCUCGUUUGGGUGUAGGGACUGAUCAGAGCCUGAAGGUACGGAGGUGCCGUUCCCCUCACAGCUCCGUAGGCAAGCACCAUGGUCUUGUAGCAGAUGCGAGCUUCAACUGGAAGCCAGUGGAGUGUGCGGAGGAGCGGGGUGACGUGAGAGAACUUGGGAAGGUUGAACACCAGACGGGCUGCGGCAUUCUGGAUGAGUUGUAGGGGUUUAAUGGCACAGGCAGGGAGCCCAGCCAACAGCGAGUUGCAGUAAUCCAGACGGGAGAUGACAAGUGCCUGGAUUAGGACCUGUGCCGCUUCCUGUGUAAGGCAGGGUCGUACUCUCCGAAUGUUGUAGAGCAUGAACCUACAGGAUCGGGUCACCGCCUUGAUGUUAGCGGAGAACGACAGGGUGUUGUCCAGGGUCACGCCAAAGGCUCUUCGCACUCUGGGAGGAGGACACAACGGAGUUGUCAACGGUGAUGGCGAGAUCAUGGAACGGGCAGUCCUUCCCCGGGAGGAAGAGCAGCUCCGUCUUGCCAAGGUUCAGCUUGAGGUGGUGAUCCAUCAUCCAUACUGAUAUGUCUGCCAGACAUGCAGAGAUGCGAUUCGCCACCUGGUUAUCAGAAGGGGGAAAGGAGAAGAUUAGUUGUGUGUCGUCUGCGUAGCAAUGAUACGAGAGGCCAUGUGAGGAUAUGACAGAGCCAAGUGACUUGGUGUAUAGCGAGAAUAGGAGAGGGCCUAGAACUGAGCCCUGGGGGACACCAGUGGUGAGAGCACGUGGUGCGGAGACAGCUUCUCGCCACGCCACUUGGUAGGAGCGACCGGUCAGGUAGGACGCAAUCCAAGAGUGAGCCGCACCGGAGAUGCCCAGCUCGGAGAGGGUGGAGUGGAGGAUCUGAUGGUUCACAGUAUCAAAGGCAGCAGACAGGUCUAGAAGGACAAGAGCAGAGGAGAGAGAGUUAGCUUUAGCAGUGCGGAGAGCCUCCGUGACACAGAGAAGAGCAGUCUCAGUUGAAUGACCAGUCUUGAAACCUGACUGGUUUGGAUCAAGAAGGUCAUUCUGAGAGAGAUAGCAAGAGAGUUGGCUAAAGACGGCACGCUCAAUAGUUUUGGAAAGAAAAGAAAGAAGGGAUACUGGUCUGUAGUUGUUGACAUCAGAGGGAUCGAGUGUUGGUUUUUUGAGAAGGGCUGCAACUCUCGCUCUCUUGAAGACGGAAGGGACAUAGCCAGCGGUCAAGGAUGAGUUGAUCAGCGAGGUGAGGUAAGGGAGAAGGUCACCGGAGAUGGUCUGGAGAAGAGAGGAGGGGAUAGGGUCAAGCGGGCAGGUUGUUGGGCGGCCGGCCUUCACAAGUCGCAAGAUUUUAUCUGGAGAGAGAGGGGAGAAAGAAGUCAAAGCAUAGGGUAGGGCAGUGUGAGUAGGACCAGCAGUGUCAUUUGACUUAACAAACGAGGAUCGGAUGUCGUCAACCUUCUUUUCAAAGUGGUUGACGAAGUCAUCCACAGAGAGGGAGGAGGAGGGGGGAGGGGGAGUAGGAUUCAGCAGGGAGGAGAAGGUGGCAAAGAGCUUCCUAGGGUUAGAGGCAGAUGCUUGGAAUUUAGAGUGGUAGAAAGUGGCUUUAGCAGCAGAAACAGAUGAAGAAAAUGUAGAGAGGAGGGAGUGAAAAGAUGCCAGGUCCGCAGGGAGUCUAGUUUUCCUCCAUUUCCGCUCGGCUGCCCGGAGCCCUCUUCUGUGAGCUCGCAAUGAGUCAUCGAGCCACGGAGCUGGAGGGGAGGACUGAGCCGGCCGGGAGGAUAGGGGACAUAGAGAGUCAAAGGAUGCAGAAAGGGAGGAGAGGAGGGUUGAGGAGGCAGAAUCAGGAGAUUGGAGGGAGAAGGAUUGAGCAGAGGGAAGAGAUGAUAGGAUGGAAGAGGAGAGCGUAGCGGGAGAGAGAGAGCGAAGGUUGCGACGCGCAUUACCAUUUGAGUAGGGGCAGAGUGAGUAGUGUUGGAGGAGAGCGAGAGAGAAAAGGAUACAAAGUAGUGGUCGGAGACUUGGAGUGGAGUUGCAGUGAGAUUAGUAGAAGAACAGCAUCUAGUAAAGAUGAGGUCAAGCGUAUUGCCUGCCUUGUGAGUAGGGGGGGAGGGUGAGGUCAAAAGAGGAGAGGAGUGGAAAGAAGGAGGCAGAGAGAAAUGAGUCAAAGGUAGACGUAGGGAGGUUGAAGUCCCCCAGAACUGUGAGGGGUGAGCCAUCCUCAGGAAAGGAACUUAUCAAGGCGUCAAGCUCAUUGAUGAACUCUCCAAGGGAACCUGGAGGGCGAUAAAUGACAAGGAUAUUAAGCUUAAAUGGGCUAGUGACUGUGACAGCAUGGAAUUCAAAUGAGGAGAUAGACAGAUAUUAUAUUAUAUUAUGACUUUGAGGUGAAAUAUAUCACAUUUCUUUGUUUUUUAAAAUUGGUAUUUCAUUACCUACCGAAUAAAAACCUCAUAUACUCCUGAAAAAGUUAAUUGUGUGCUAAGCUGAAUCAUGCAAACCCUGCAGAAAAAGAACAUUACAAUAAUUGUAAUCCCCUGUAGCUCAGUUGGUAGAGCAUGGCGCUUGCAACACCAGGGUUGUGGGUUCGUUUCCCACGGGGGGCCAGUAUGAAAAAUGUAUGCACUCACUAACUGUAAGUUGCUCUGGAUAAGAGUGUCUGCUAAAUGACUAAAAUGUAAAUGUAUAUUGUUUUAGAGUUUCACCAUAGUGAAGGCGUAGGCUCAGGUUUUCUGGGUCUCUUUGUUUUUGGUUGGAUAGGUUUCUCAAUUUCUUUCUUAGGUUUUUGCAUUCUUCAUCAAACCAUUUGUCAUUGUUAAUUUUCUUUGGUUUUCUGUUUGAAAUUUUUAGAUUUGAUAGGGAAGCUGAGAGGUCAAAUAUACUGUUUAGGUUUUCUACUGCCAAGUUUACACCUUCAUUAUUACAGUGGAACCUUUUGUCCAGGAAGUUGUCUAAAAAAGAAUUGAAUUUGUUGUUGACUAAUUGUUUUUUGGUAGAUUUCGACACUACUUUCCUUCAUCAAUAGCAUUUCUUAAUAUUAUUCAGUUCCUUUGGCUUUGAUGCCUCAUGAUUGACUAUUUCUCUGUUCAAGUAGACUGUGAUUUUGCUGUGGUCUGAUAGGGGUGUCAGUGGGCUGACUGUGAAUGGUCUGAGAGACUCUGGGUUGAGGUCAGUGAUAAAGUAGUCUACAGUACUACUGCCAAGAGAUGAGCUAUAGGUGUACCUACCAUAGGAGUCCCCUCGAAGCCUACCAUUGACUAUGUACAGACCCAGCGUGCGACAGAGCUGCAGGAGUUGUGACCCGUUUUGUUGGUUAUGUUGUCAUAGUUGUGCCUAGGGGGGCAUAUGGGGGAGGGAAUGCUGUCAGCUCCAGGUAGGUGUUUGUCCCCCUGUGUGCUGAGGGUGUCAGGUUCUUGUCCAGUUCUGGCAUUUAGGUCACCACAGACUAGUACAUGUCCCUGGGUCUGGAAAUGAUUGAUUUCCCCCUCCAGGAUGGAGAAGCUGCCUUCAUUAAAAUAUGGGGAUUCUAGUGGGGGGAUAUAGGUAGCACACAGGAGGACAUUUGUCUCUGUUGAGAUCAUUUCCUUUUGAAUUUCUAGCCAAAUGUAAAAUGUUCCCGUUUUGAUUAAUUUAAUAGAGUGAGUUAGGUCUGCUCUAUACCAAAUUAGCAUACCCCCUGAGUCCAUUCCCUGUUUCACACCUGGUAGUUUGGUGGAUGGGACUACCAGCUCUCUGUAACCUAGAGGGCAACCAGUGGGUCCAUCUCCUCUAUACCAUGUUUCUUGUAGGAUGACAAUGUCUGUAUUUGUGAUUUCUUUGGUGAAGUCCAGAUUCCUGCUCUUUAGGCCAAAGGCAGAUGACCUCAGGCCUUGGAUAUUCCAGGAUGAGAGAGUGAAGGCUUUGUGCUCCAUAAAGUGUCCAAUAUUGUUAGUCUCUCUCUCUCUCUCUCUCUCUCUUUCUCUCUCUCUCUCUCUCUUCUCUCUCUCUCUUCUCUCUCUCUCUCUCUCUCUCUCUCUCUCUCUCUCUCUCUCUCUCUCUCUCUCUCUCUCUCUCUCUCUCUCUCUCUUACCAUCAUCCUACCCUAAGGCCAGGGUUAUCCACACCAUUGUGUUGUAUGGGGCGGCAGGUAGCUUAGUGGUUAAGAGCGUUGUGCCAGUAACCGAAAGGUCGCUGGUUCUAAUCCCCGAGCCGACUAGGUGAAAAAUCUGCCGAUGUGCAAGGCACUUAACCCUAAUUGCUCAUGUAAGUCGCUCUGGAUAAGAGCGUCUGCUAAAUGACUAAAAUGUAAAUGUAAAUGUAUUAUAAUCCAUUACUCCAGGACACCCACGCUGUAGUGAUGUCACCAGCAGAUCAGAGGCUAGGGGAGGAUUCUAACUAGACACUAGAUAUCCUUCAGUCUCCACCGCGAUGGCUGUUCUAUGAGCCUACAGUGGACUCACACAGUCUGAAUGACAGGGAGCUAAUGUGGCUGUCUGUCGGUGGAGCUGGGUACAUAUGACACUCGGUGUGCAUCCCAAGUGACACCCUAUCCGGUCCACUGUUCAGUUCACAAUGCCCAUAGGGCUCUGGUCAAAAGUAGUACACUAUGUAGGCAAUAGGGUGCUGUUUGGAUGAGCUGGGUGUGACAUGUCAUAUUAAAUGGAUGUGGGUAAUGGUCCUUGUCAAUGACCGUCACAUACUGCGCUCCUCCAUGGAUCUGAAUCUAAUCACAUUCCAUUGGGCCUUUCUGGUGUAUUUUUAUGGCUCAGUAAAGUUUGAUCCAACUACAUUGUAAAUACACAUUCAUAAGUCUUAGCUUAGCUUCAAAUGGAGUUAUUCUUAGUCCUGUGUCGUAACAGUGUAAUAACACUAGUAACAUGUUAUUAACAUGUCAUUACAUACAAAUGUAGUAACUACUCUGCAAUUGCAUAGUCAUGGAGUUUAGCUGUUUUUUUGUUAUUACACAAGUGGAGUAAAGAUUGUAUCCUCGUUAAACCAGCGAGAUCUUCCGAGCUCAAAUUCUGUUUCACGUACCCCAAGUGAAGUGAAACAAAUGUGACUGCAGUGGUCAGUCUGGUUUCACUCGGCUAUAAAGAUUUGUUCCUUAUUCUACUUACAGUGUAGACCUACGGAAUCACGGUACCUGAAAGCCAGUGGUUUCCCAAUGCCUUGGUCGUCUCAGCUGAGAAGGAUCAAACAGUCCGUCAGUCGGCCCAUGCGUGGCCGGGGCUGACCUCUAUAAGAGGGUAUUAGUAUCAGUCCUGUACUGCCGUGCCAUGCUCUGUCGACUCAACCAGAAGGGGUUGAUACAUGCUCUGUCGACUCAACCAGAAGGGGUUGAUACAUGCUCUGUCUAGACUCAACCAGAAGGGGUUGAUACAUGCUCUGUCUAGACUCAACCAGAAGGGGUUGAUACAUGCUCUGUCUAGACUCAACCAGAAGGGGUUGAUACAUGCUCUGUCUAAACUCAACCAGAAGGGGUUGAUAUACUUGAAUCCAUAGCCAUGACUCAGCAAAAUUACGGACUAAUCGGAUUGUAAUUGGAUGUGUCCCCAAUGUAUAUUGUGACCAGUCCCCCCCCCCCCCCCGUGAAUAAGAGUGUUAUUGUGAUUUUGUUUUAUUACGUGAUGUUACUGUGUAAUUUAAAUAAGAACCAGAUGUUAGAGAUACAUCAGUAGUCUGUGUACAUAGAGGAUUAAAUAACAAAAGUGGUUAAAAGUGGUUUAAAAUGGAUUUAAAAGUAAUUACACAUUUUUAUUUCAGCCCAUCAAAAACCCACCGACUGGGAAGAAGUAUGUACGGUGUCCCUGCAACUGUCUCCUCAUCUGCAAAGACUCAUCUAGGAGGAUAGGAUGUCCCAGACCCAACUGGUAGGUGAUAGGAUGUCCCAGACCCAACUGGUAGGUGAUAGGAUGCCCCACCCCAGACCCAACUGGUAGGUGAUAGGAUGUCCCACCCCAGACCCAACUGGUAGGUGAUAGGAUGCCCCACCCCAGACCCAACUGGUAGGUGAUAGGAUGCCCCACCCCAGACCCAACUGGUAGGUGAUAGGAUGUCCCACCCCAGACCCAACUGGUAGGUGAUAGGAUGCCCCACCCCAGACCCAACUGGUAGGUGAUAGGAUGCCCCACCCCAGACCCAACUGGUAGGUGAUAGGAUGUCCCACCCCAGACCCAACUGGUAGGUGAUAGGAUGCCCCACCCCAGACCCAACUGGUAGGUGAUAGGAUGCCCCACCCCAGACCCAACUGGUAGGUGAUAGGAUGCCCCACCCCAGACCCCAACUGGUAGGUGAUAGGAUGUCCCAGACCCAACUGGUAGGUGAUAGGAUGUCCCACCCCAGACCCAACUGGUAGGUGAUAGGAUGUCCCAGACCCAACUGGUAGGUGAUAGGAUGUCCCACCCCAGACCCAACUGGUAGGUGAUAGAUGCCCCAGACCCAACUGGUAGGUGAUAGGAUGCCCCACCCCAGACCCAACUGGUAGGUGAUAGGAUGCCCCAGACCAGACCCAACUGGUAGGUGAUAGGAUGCCCCACCCCAGACCCAACUGGUAGGUGAUAGGAUGCCCCAGACCCAACUGGUAGGUGAUAGGAUGCCCCAGACCCAACUGGUAGGUGAUAGGAUGCCCCAACCCAGACCCAACUGGUAGGUGAUAGGAUGCCCCACCCCAGACCCAACUGGUAGGUGAUAGGAUGUCCCAGACCCAACUGGUAGGUGAUAGGAUGUCCCACCCCAGACCCAACUGGUAGGUGAUAGGAUGCCCCACCCCAGACCCAACUGGUAGGUGAUAGGAUGUCCCACCCCAGACCCAACUGGUAGGUGAUAGGAUGCCCCAGACCCAACUGGUAGGUGAUAGGAUGCCCCACCCCAGACCCAACUGGUAGGUGAUAGGAUGCCCCACCCCAGACCCAACUGGUAGGUGAUAGGAUGUCCCAGACCCAACUGGUAGGUGAUAGGAUGUCCCACCCCAGACCCAACUGGUAGGUGAUAGGAUGUCCCAGACCCAACUGGUAGGUGAUAGGAUGCCCCACCCCAGACCCAACUGGUAGGUGAUAGGAUGCCCCAGACCCAACUGGUAGGUGAUAGGAUGCCCCACCCCAGACCCAACUGGUAGGUGAUAGGAUGUCCCAGACCCAACUGGUAGGUGAUAGGAUGUCCCACCCCAGACCCAACUGGUAGGUGAUAGGAUGCCCCACCCCAGACCCAACUGGUAGGUGAUAGGAUGCCCCACCCCAGACCCAACUGGUAGGUGAUAGGAUGCCCCACCCCAGACCCAACUGGUAGGUGAUAGGAUGCCCCAGACCCAACUGGUAGGUGAUAGGAUGUCCCAGACCCAACUGGUAGGUGAUAGAUGCCCCAGACCCAACUGGUAGGUGAUAGGAUGCCCCACCCCAGACCCAACUGGUAGGUGAUAGGAUGCCCCAGACCCAACUGGUAGGUGAUAGGAUGUCCCAGACCCAACUGGUAGGUGAUAGGAUGCCCCAGACCCAACUGGUAGGUGAUAGGAUGCCCCACCCCAGACCCAACUGGUAGGUGAUAGGAUGCCCCAGACCCAACUGGUAGGUGAUAGGAUGCCCCAGACCCAACUGGUAGGUGAUAGGAUGUCCCAGACCCAACUGGUAGGUGAUAGGAUGCCCCAGACCCAACUGGUAGGUGAUAGGAUGUCCCACCCCAGACCCAACUGGUAGGUGAUAGGAUGUCCCAGACCCAACUGGUAGGUGAUAGGAUGCCCCAGACCCAACUGGUAGGUGAUAGGAUGUCCCACCCCAGACCCAACUGGUAGGCGAUAGGAUGCCCCACCCCAGACCCAACUGGUAGGUGAUAGGAUGCCCCACCCCAGACCCAACUGGUAGGUGAUAGGAUGUCCCAGACCCAACUGGUAGGUGAUAGGAUGCCCCACCCCAGACCCAACUGGUAGGUGAUAGGAUGUCCCAGACCCAACUGGUAGGUGAUAGGAUGUCCCAGACCCAACUGGUAGGUGAUAGGAUGCCCCACCCCAGACCCAACUGGUAGGUGAUAGGAUGUCCCAGACCCAACUGGUAGGUGAUAGGAUGCCCCAGACCCAACUGGUAGGUGAUAGGAUGCCCCACCCCAGACCCAACUGGUAGGUGAUAGGAUGUCCCAGACCCAACUGGUAGGUGAUAGGAUGCCCCACCCCAGACCCAACUGGUAGGUGAUAGGAUGCCCCACCCCAGACCCAACUGGUAGGUGAUAGGAUGUCCCAGACCCAACUGGUAGGUGAUAGGAUGCCCCACCCCAGACCCAACUGGUAGGUGAUAGGAUGCCCCACCCCAGACCCAACUGGUAGGUGAUAGGAUGUCCCACCCCAGACCCAACUGGUAGGUGAUAGGAUGCCCCACCCCAGACCCAACUGGUAGGUGAUAGGAUGCCCCACCCCAGACCCAACUGGUAGGUGAUAGGAUGUCCCAGACCCAACUGGUAGGUGAUAGGAUGUCCCACCCCAGACCCAACUGGUAGGUGAUAGGAUGUCCCACCCCAGACCCAACUGGUAAGUGAUAGGAUGCCCCACCCCAGACCCAACUGGUAGGUGAUAGGAUGCCCCACCCCAGACCCAACUGGUAGGUGAUAGGAUGCCCCACCCCAGACCCAACUGGUAGGUGAUAGGAUGCCCCACCCCAGACCCAACUGGUAGGUGAUAGGAUGCCCCAGACCCAACUGGUAGGUGAUAGGAUGCCCCAGAACCAACUGGUAGGUGAUAGGAUGCCCCACCCCAGACCCAACUGGUAGGUGAUAGGAUGCCCCACCCCAGACCCAACUGGUAGGUGAUAGGAUGUCCCAGACCCAACUGGUAGGUGAUAGGAUGCCCCAGACCCAACUGGUAGGUGAUAGGAUGUCCCACCCCAGACCCAACUGGUAGGUGAUAGGAUGCCCCACCCCAGACCCAACUGGUAGGUUGAUAGGAUGUCCCACCCCCAGACCCAACUGGUAGGUGAUAGGAUGCCCCACCCCAGACCCAACUGGUAGGUGAUAGGAUGUCCCACCCCAGACCCAACUGGUAGGUGAUAGGAUGCCCCACCCCAGACCCAACUGGUAGGUGAUAGGAUGUCCCACCCCAGACCCAACUGGUAGGUGAUAGGAUGCCCCAGACCCAACUGGUAGGUGAUAGGAUGCCCCAGACCCAACUGGUAGGUGAUAGGAUGCCCCACCCCAGACCCAACUGGUAGGUGAUAGGAUGUCCCAGACCCAACUGGUAGGUGAUAGGAUGCCCCACCCCAGACCCAACUGGUAGGUGAUAGGAUGUCCCAGACCCAACUGGUAGGUGAUAGGAUGCCCCAGACCCAACUGGUAGGUGAUAGGAUGUCCCACCCCAGACCCAACUGGUAGGUGAUAGGAUGCCCCACCCCAGACCCAACUGGUAGGUGAUAGGAUGUCCCACCCCAGACCCAACUGGUAGGUGAUAGGAUGCCCCACCCCAGACCCAACUGGUAGGUGAUAGGAUGUCCCACCCCAGACCCAACUGGUAGGUGAUAGGAUGCCCCAGACCCAACUGGUAGGUGAUAGGAUGCCCCAGACCCAACUGGUAGGUGAUAGGAUGCCCCACCCCAGACCCAACUGGUAGGUGAUAGGAUGUCCCAGACCCAACUGGUAGGUGAUAGGAUGCCCCAGACCCAACUGGUAGGUGAUAGGAUGUCCCACCCCAGACCCAACUGGUAGGUGAUAGGAUGCCCCACCCCAGACCCAACUGGUAGGUGAUAGGAUGUCCCACCCCAGACCCAACUGGUAGGUGAUAGGAUGCCCCACCCCAGACCCAACUGGUAGGUGAUAGGAUGCCCCACCCCAGACCCAACUGGUAGGUGAUAGGAUGUCCCACCCCAGACCCAACUGGUAGGUGAUAGGAUGCCCCAGACCCAACUGGUAGGUGAUAUGAUGCCCCACCCCAGACCCAACUGGUAGGUGAUAGGAUGUCCCAGACCCAACUGGUAGGUGAUAGGAUGCCCCACCCCAGACCCAACUGGUAGGUGAUAGGAUGUCCCAGACCCAACUGGUAGGUGAUAGGAUGCCCCAGACCCAACUGGUAGGUGAUAGGAUGUCCCACCCCAGACCCAACUGGUAGGUGAUAGGAUGCCCCACCCCAGACCCAACUGGUAGGUGAUAGGAUGUCCCACCCCAGACCCAACUGGUAGGCGAUAGGAUGUCCCACCCCAGACCCAACUGGUAGGUGAUAGGAUGUCCCACCCCAGACCCAACUGGUAGGUGAUAGGAUGCCCCAGACCCAACUGGUAGGUGAUAGGAUGCCCCACCCCAGACCCAACUGGUAGGUGAUAGGAUGUCCCACCCCAGACCCAACUGGUAGGUGAUAGGAUGCCCCAGACCCAACUGGUAGGUGAUAGGAUGCCCCAGACCCAACUGGUAGGUGAUAGGAUGUCCCACCCCAGACCCAACUGGUAGGUGAUAGGAUGUCCCACCCCAGACCCAACUGGUAGGUGAUAGGAUGCCCCAGACCCAACUGGUAGGUGAUAGGAUGUCCCACCCCAGACCCAACUGGUAGGCGAUAGGAUGUCCCGCCCCAGACCCAACUGGUAGGUAUAGGAUGCCCCACCCCAGACCUAACUAGUAGGUCAGAGUUCACAGCAGGCAGCUCUCUCUCUGUCCACUGCAGCCCCAGGAAUGCAUACACUGCACACAGGGUUUCUGGUCCAGUAGGUACGUCCUUGCUGGUCUAGAGUCCAGUAGGUACGUCCUUGCUGGUCUAGUGUCCAGUAGGUAAGUCCUUGAUUGUUCCUGGAGGGGAGCGGAUGUUCUUAGAAAGAGGAUAAGUACAAACCUGGUGGGUGUUAUUGCAUAAUAGAAUGUUCUAGACCAUGAAUCCAAAAACAAACUGACAAUCAGUAACCGACUGACAAUAGUGCCACUUACCUGGGAAAUAUCACUACUGUAUGGUAACCCCUCCCCCUCUGUGUGCCCCACCCCCACAGCAGACGCAUCAUCAACCUGAGCCCAGUGAUGGUGAUUCCAGAGGAGCAGCCGGCCCAGCCAGCCCUGCCAGUCCAGCCUGAGGGCACGAGGGUGGUCUGUGGCCACUGUGGAAACGCCUUCCUGGUAUGUGGCCAAUCAGUGUGCCCUCUGAGCAGCAGUCAGCACCUUCUGGCCUAUCAGAGACUAGCCGGUCGCAGAGCCUGUAUUCAUAAAGUGUCUCCGAGUGGUAGUGCUUGUCUAGGAUCAGGUCUCCCUUGUCCAUUCCUUAUAGUCAAAAAGGCUAAACUGAUCCUAAAUCAGGACUCCUGCACUGAGACGCUUAAUGAAUGUGUUGUGCAGUCUUGCCAACGACAGUGAUCAUAGGAGUUUGACAAGACAGCACAAACAGAUCUGGGACCAGGCUAAUAAGUCAGAGACUGUCUGUGUGGUUCUCAGAUCUGGGACCAGGCUAAUAAGUCAGACUGUCUGUGUGGUUCUCAGAUCUGGGACCAGGCUAAUAAGUCAGAGACUGUCUGUGUGGUUCUCAGUGCUUGACUUCGGGUGAAAGAGGAGCUGUCUUUUUUCAAGUUGGUCCUUUCACUGAAAUUCCCAAAUGACGAUAUGCUGUAGAGACAGACCUCUGAUUAUUCACUGUUAAGGGUUCAUACACAUUUUGAGAGAUGGAAUUUCAUGACUUUUCCAUGACUUAUCAUGACUUUUAACCAAAUUUCCAUGACCAAUAAUUGGUGGCAUCUCUAUGUAUCCUACAGUGAGGGGAAAAAAGUAUUUGAUCCCCUGCUGAUUUUGUACGUUUGCCCACUGACAAAGAAAUGAUCAGUCUAUCAGUCUAUAUACUCCUGAGUGGCGCAGUGGUCUAAGGCACUGCAUCGCAGUGCUAACUGUGCCACUAGAGAUCCUGGUUCGAAUCCAGGCUCUGUCGCAGCCGGCCGCGACCGGGAGACUCAUGGGCGGCGCACAAUUGGCCCAGCGUCGUCCAGGGUAGGGGAGGGAAUGGCCGGCAGGGAUGUAGCUCAGUUGAUAGAGCAUGGCGUUUGCAACGCCAGGGUUGUGGGUUCGUUUCCCACGGGGGGACAGUAUAAAAAAAAAAAAUGUAUUCACUAACUGUAAGUCGCUCUGGACAAGAGCGUCUGCUAAAUGACUAAAAUGUAAAUGUAAAAAUGUAUAAUUUUAAUGGUAGGUUUAUUUGAACAGUGAGAGACAGAAUAACAACAAAAAAAUCCAGAAAAACGCAUGUCAAAAAUGUUAUAAGUUGAUUUGAAUUUUAAUGAGGGAAAUAAGUAUUUCACCCCUCUGCAAAACAUGACAUAGUACUUGGUGGCAAAACCCUUGUUGGCAAUCACAGAGGUCAGACGUUUCUUGUAGUUGGCCACCAGGUUUGCACACAUCUCAGGAGGGAUUUUGUCCCACUCCUGUUUUUAUAGAAUUAUUCCCUCAUUCAAUGAAUCAGGGAUAACAUGGAUAAGGCAGACUACUUCAAAGCAAGGUAGCUAACUAAGACAUGUUUAUCUAUAACCUUAUAAGGCUAGAAUAUUCAUAUCUCUCGGGAGAUCUAUGCUCAGCAUGGAAGCUAUUUGUCAAAUAGGCUAUUCUUAGAAUAUUUUAUCAGUUUUUCAGUUUUUCCGCCUACUGAUUAACAGAAGGGAAUCCCAGCUUUCCAAUAACAGUGUCAGAUGUAUUUGUCAGCAAUGCCGGUGUAAAGGCGACAGUGAGUCAACGACAUUAAUUCUUAGGUCUAUAGCUAAACCGUUCAACUAGCGAGAUAGCAUGUUGCAAGGCUAGCUAAACCGUUCACUAGCGAGAUAGCAUGUUGCAUGGCUAGCUAAACCGUUCACUAGCGAGAUAGCCUGUUGCAUGGCUAGCUAAACCGUUCACUAGCGAGAUAGCAUGUAGCAUGGCUAGCUAAACCGUUCACUAGCGAGAUAGCCUGUAGCAAUUCUAGUUACGUUUUGAAUUAGCUAUUUAGUUAGCCUAUCAUUGUUUUAUAGAAUACCUGCUGCUGAAAUGUCUCAAUCUCCAACCGUCUACUGGUGUGCAUACACUGGAUCCACAGACUAGAUACUGCAUACACUGGAUCCACAGACUAGAUACUGCAUACACUGGAUCCACAGACUAGAUACUGCAUACACUGGAUCCACAGACUAGAUACUGCAUACAACUGGAUCCACAGACUAGAUACUGCAUACACUGGAUCCACAGACUAGAUACUGCAUACACUGGAUCCACAGACUAGAUACUGCAUACACUGGAUCCACAGACUAGAUACUGCAUACACUGGAUCCACAGACUAGAUACUGCAUACACUGGAUCCACAGACUAGAUACUGCAUACACUGGAUCCACAGACUAGAUACUGCAUACACUGGAUCCACAGACUAGAUACUGCAUACACUGGAUCCACAGACUAGAUACUGCAUACACUGGAUCCACAGACUAGAUACUGCAUACACUGGAUCCACAGACUAGAUACUGCAUACACUGGAUCCACAGACUAGAUAAGCUUGAACAUGAUAUGAAUGCACGCUAUUCAAUACAGAUCCCGCCUUCAUUCCACUUUGAUCAACCUUUUUUUGCCGCAGUGUGUGAAUCCUGGCCGGUGAUAGCCACUUCGUUUUAUAAAGGAGACUAUGGCGCUCUGGACAGCUCCGGCCCAAGUCGAGCACUGGCGGUUCGGUGUGUGUGUGUGUGUUGGUUGUGUGUGUUGGUUGUGUGUGUGUGUGUUGUGUGGUGUGGUUGUGUGUGUGUGUGUGUGAGUGAAUGCUUAAAGUGUAGCACCCCCUGUUGCAGUCCCUUCUACUGUAGGGUAGUUGGUACGUUGGUAGCAGGUCGUUGUAGUGAUACAUGCAGUAGGAACGCGUCCCAAAUGGCACCCUAUUCCCUAUAUAGUGCACUACUUUAGACAGAGAAUGGCACCCUAUUCCCUAUAGUGUUGUACUACUUUAGACCAGAAUGGCACCCUAUCCCUAUAUAGUGCACUACUUUAGACCAGAGAAUGGCACCUAUUCCCUAUAUAGUGUACUACUUAGACCGAAAUGGCACCCAUUCCCUAUAUAGUGCACUACUUUAGACCAGAGAAUGGCACCCUAUUCCCUAUAUAGUGCUACUACUUUAGACCAGAGAAUGGCACCCUAUUCCCUAUAUAGUGCACUACUUUAGACCAGAGAAUGGCACCCUAUUCCCUAUAUAGUGCACUACUUUAGACCAGAGAAUGGCACCCUAUUCCCUAUAUAGUGCACUACUUUAGACCAGAGAAUGGCACCCUAUUCCCUAUAUGGUGCACUACUUUAGACCAGAGAAUGGCACCCCUAUUCCCUAUAUAGUGCACUACUUUAGACCAGAGAAUGGCACCCUAUUCCCCUAUAUAGUACACUACUUUAGACCAGAGAAUGGCACCCUAUUCCCUAUAUAGUGCACUACUUUACACCAGAGAAUGGCACCCUAUUCCCUAUAUAGUGCACUACUUUAGACCAGAGAAUGGCACCCUAUUCCCUAUAUAGUGCACUACUUUACACCAGAGAAUGGCACCCUAUUCCCUAUAUAGUGCACUACUUUAGACCAGAGAAUGGCACCCUAUUCCCUAUAUAGUGCACUACUUUAGACCAGAGAAUGGCACCCUAUUCCCUAUAUAGUGCACUACUUUACACCAGAGAAUGGCACCCCUAUUCCCUAUAUAGUGCACUACUUUAGACCAGAGAAUGGCACCCUAUUCCCUAUAUAGUGCACUACUUUAGACCAGAGAAUGGCACCCUAUUCCCUAUAUAGUGCACUACUUUACACCAGAGAAUGGCACCCUAUUCCCUAUAUAGUGCACUACUUUAGACCAGAGAAUGGCACCCUAUUCCCUAUAUAGUGCACUACUUUAGACCAGAGAAUGGCACCCUAUUCCCCAUAUAGUGCACUACUUUAGACCAGAGAAUGGCACCCUAUUCCCUAUAUAGUGCACUACUUUAGACCAGGACCCAUAGGGUGGCAUUUGGGACACAGCCUACCUAGAGUAGCAGUACCCUGGUGUGUUGUUAAGGUUGUUGGUCCGUUAUGCGUCUUGGUGUCUAGGGUAACGAGGACUCUGCCACAGCCCCUUCUGGUCUGGCUCUCCAUGACAACAACACCUCUACAGACCAGGUCUCUAUGAGCUGGGGGCACCCUGGGUCUCUAAUAAAGCUUUAAAUAAACUAUAAUACAGCUUUUAUUCAGCUAGUAGCAACCUUCAACUAACCCCUAAUCAAACUCAAAUUGAUGAGCAACAUGAAAUGAAUUCGCCUUACACUAACGCAAACAGGGGAAGUCGGGGUUAUUGAACCCAGCCAAGAUCGAGAAAAAAAAGAGAGGAGGGGUAUGUUAUAUGAAAAGGGGUUGAAAAGUGAGGGGCCGGGGGAGGAAUGUAAUAAGAACGAAUAAGGGAAACGGGGCGAGAGGGGAGGGGAAUUGUAUUUUGCCGGAACAAGGCCGGCUUUUUUGAGGGAGGGACCCCGGAUUAAAAGUAAAGCAAAGGCCCUCAGGAAAAAAGGGAGUAAGUUUCCCAAACUUCAAACGGGAAAGGCGGGACCGUUUGCCCAAGACCAUCAAACGCCGGUGGCGGGGUUUGGAGUUUACCCGCUUCCACUAGGCCACUCAAGCAGCGAGGGGCUUCAAGAUUUGCAACCAGCGAGUAGAGGAGGCAGCGUUUUCCCAAACUUCAGGGCCCCUCGGGACCCCAGGGCACCCCUUGGGUCCCGGGGACAGGUUUGGAAAACCCUGGAUCUAGAGGAGACCGCAAGCGGAGCGGGAGGCAUCACCCCU
Molecule: messenger RNA, 19600 nt
Organism: Coregonus sp. 'balchen'
Lineage: Eukaryota; Metazoa; Chordata; Actinopteri; Salmoniformes; Salmonidae
Source: the annotation of a GenBank genome assembly